AUGGAGAAAGCAAUUGCACAACUGGAUUCACUCGUUACAAUGUCUUACAGGGAUUCAUUUUCUGAUACUAAUAGUGAAAGUCGGGCAGCCAGCACUGAAGCAUCAACAAGCACUACCAUAGAGGACGUUCUGGAAAUUUGUCAGGAACAGUCCAAGACGAUUCGCGAACUUAAUCAGGAAAAUAUGCAGCUACGUGAUACUGUUCGUCAGCUGAAACUAGCUUUAAAUUACUCUCACGAGCUUCAUGCGACAGCUACUUCUGAUAAAAAAGCUGCAUGUAAUGCUCUUAUCGAACUGGAAAGGCAGCUGGAAAUGGCUUUGAGGGAGAAAAAAGCACUUGACGAAGGACUACAAAAUGCCAGUAAACUUCUUGAGGAGCUUAGAAAUAAGUCAAUUAUGGAUAAAAGAAAAUUAGAACAAACUCAGUCAAUGUACGACGAACUAAAAGAAAGGUACGAUGUGUUUCAGAAACAGUGCAGUUGCAGGAAAUCCCCGUCUCAAAUGUCAGAUUUUAUUCGCAAUGAACUACGGCCGGUUGCCCAAAUGAGUCCAGAUGGAUAUAUUUUUCGGCCUAAUCUGCUGGAAGCUACAAAGGUUGACGAUCAAGAAAACGGGUAUCAGAAGAUAACUGCUGAAAGAAGCAAAGAAAUCAGUGAGGUUUUAGAGCAGUCAUUACGGCAAAAUGAAAUCGUUUUGGAGCAACAGCGCCAGGAAAUAUUACCUGUAAAGCUAUCUAACCAGCAGUCUGCCAAAAAAAACACAAAGCCAGCUAAAGAGGAAGGUCUGUUUCGAACAUUCUUACGACGAAGCUUUUCGACACGUCGGAAGAAAGUGCGAGCCCCAAAUGUACCUGUCAGUAAAAUUGUCUUGGAAAACGAAUUGUAG
Molecule: messenger RNA, 885 nt
Organism: Enterobius vermicularis (human pinworm)
Lineage: Eukaryota; Metazoa; Nematoda; Chromadorea; Rhabditida; Oxyuridae
Source: the annotation of a GenBank genome assembly